Myxocyprinus asiaticus (Chinese sucker) is the source of this 3681-nucleotide messenger RNA. RefSeq names its product sedoheptulokinase (gene shpk). Lineage: Eukaryota; Metazoa; Chordata; Actinopteri; Cypriniformes; Catostomidae. Gene Ontology annotation, molecular function: sedoheptulokinase activity. The transcript has 8 exons. Gene Ontology annotation, biological process: carbohydrate metabolic process; cellular response to lipopolysaccharide. Gene Ontology annotation, cellular component: cytosol. Bases 566 to 1984 code for a protein of 472 amino acids. The record is from RefSeq and is a predicted model, not a curated record.
CUUUGCAUUGCAGUCAUUUUUGGGUGAACUACCCCUUUAAAGACAUUAAGGCACGAUUUUUUAUAACGCUGUUAACUUAGGACAUCAAGACAUUCAGGCAUGCCCUUCUGUUUUGAAACGAGUUGUGUUGUGCUAUAAAAAAUAAAAAUGACUUGAAAAAUACAACACAAAUCGUUUAUUAUAAGCGGACUUGGCAACAUUGCUCAUGGGAUAUCAAGGCACGAAAAAGUCGUCUCCAUGAUCAACUUGUUCUUAAUUUCAUGUAAGAAAAUAUAUCACAACGCUAGAGAGGGUUUAUGCACAUAUUACAGUCUAUAAUUCGGAGAAACCUUUCGGUUUUAAAAUAUUUGUUGAUUUCGUUCACCUCCCACCCUCUCUACGGGAUCCGCGAAGGGUCAAACUCACCAGUUCGGACUCUGGACACACUGAAACUCAACAGAGAUAUUAGUUAAGCGAAUAUUUUGCAUUAGUUAAACUGUUUAUUACAGGUGCAGCCAAAUGGCAUAGACUGUACGUGUUUUCCUCCGACUGCACAAUAAGUUGUGAUUUGUGUAGUACAAGAUCUAUGGAGCACAUGGCGACAUCACUCAGUCCUUCUGCUGGGUUUGUUCUGGGCUUGGAUCUGGGCACCACAUCGGUGAAAGUCGUGCUGCUGGAUGCGCAAUCAAAGAAGGUGUCAGACAGCACGAGUUUCCCUACAAACUCUGAUAUCGGCUGCACCACCGACAAACAUGCUAAAGAGCAGGAUCCUGCUCUAAUAAUCGCCGCUCUGGACCGCUGCAUGGAUGCUUUACCUAAAAACAAGCUGCAGAAAGUCAGAUCUGUUGGAGUAUGUGGACAAAUGCAUGGCAUUGUGUUGUGGAAAUCUAAAACAGACUGUGAAUGGCAAAGUAAAGAUGAAGUUACCAGAUUCAUUCCCAAAGAUGUCAGUCAGCUGAUCACCUGGCAGGAUGGGCGCUGCAGCACUGCCUUCCUUUCUUCCCUGCCUAAAGCAGACUCGCACCUGAGUGUAGCCACUGGCUUUGGUUGCGCCACCAUCUUCUGGUUUAUGAAACACAGACUGGAGUUCCUGUCAGAUUUCAGUGUGGCAGGCACCAUACAAGACUAUGUGGUUUCCAUGUUAUGUGGCCUUGAUAAUUGUGUCAUGACUGGGCAAAAUGCUGCUAGCUGGGGCUACUUCAACACAACUACCAACCAGUGGAACACGCAAAUUCUGAAGGAUGCUGGUUUCCCUGUGCAUCUCUUGCCUGUAGUGGUGGAGUCAGGAGCUGUCGCUGGUCACACUUUUUCGGAGUGGUAUGGCAUACCUGUUCACACACCUGUUGGCGCAGCACUGGGAGACUUCCAGUGUAGUGUAUACUCCUGCAAGACUAACAAAGGAGAUGCAGUGCUGAAUAUGAGCACUUCAGCGCAGCUGACGUUCACCAUGCCUGCAGAGUUCUCCCCUCCGAGUUCUCCAGACCCCCUGUCCCCCAUUGCAUAUUUCCCAUACUUCCACGGCUCCUAUCUAGCAGUGGCGGCAUCGCUUAAUGGAGGAAAUGUAAUGGCAACCUUUGUCAGAAUGCUGGGCUCAUGGAUGAAAGAUUUCGGAUUAGAAGUGAGUGAGUCUAGAAUCUACUCGCAGUUGGUGCAGUCUGCCCUGAUUCAGCCUAACACUGACCUAAGUGUGACCCCAACACUACUAGGAGAGCGGCAUGACCCCACCACCCUCGCCAAUGUCUCCCAUAUCUCGCCCUCUAACCUCUCUCUGGGUCACAUGACCCGGGCUGUGUGCAGGGGCAUUAUUGAGAACAUGGCUGUUAUGAUGCCCCCUCAAAGCCUACAGGCUGCAGGGGUGACAAGAAUUAUUGGCAGUGGCAGUGCUCUCUCAUGUAACACAGUUCUGCAACAGGAAGUGGAGAGGGUAUUUCCUUUUCCUGUAGUCUAUGGAAAAGAAGUGGACUCAGCAGUGGGAGUUGCUAUGGUGUUUCAUGAUCAAACAUAGGAAGAUACAAAACCCAGGAUCAGCCAUAUCACAUGUUAUAGUGUGUUCAUCUCAGAGACAUUUACAAGCUGCUGUACUGCUCAACUGUAUACAUUUUGUAUUGUAUGAAAGUGAGAGUUGGUAUUGAAGUGCACUUAAUUAAAAAAUGUUUUACUUCUAAUUCUGUAUAACUGUCAAACAUUAUGAAAUGAUUAAUUUUUAUUAUAUCAAUAAAGUCUUAAUUUACCUUAUUGGUUAAUUUUGUAUCAAUCUGUUUUCCACCCAUUUAUUCACUUAUUAGUGGAUUUUUAAUUUGUCAAAUUAUUUUUUAAUUGGUCGAUUUAUGGGCCACAAACUAGCCAACCAUUUGAACGAUCACUGUUGUUUGCAAUCACUGUAAAUACUAAUGGUUAUCUCAUAUUGAAAAAAAAAUUAUAAUAGUUUACUCAACUUAAGCUUAAGUUUUUAAGAUACCGUCGCUCUUAAAAACAAGUGGUUCUAAUUAAACAGUAAUUGAAAUGUUAUAUUUUGGAAUCAUAACUCAAAUAUAUACAUUCUUUAAACUUUGGCUCCAAGUACAGCAAACUCAAAAUUAUCAAGUUGUGAUCAAAAUUGUGGCCUUGUGGAAUACCCAUAAGCCCUUGCACUUGAAUGAAUUAUGUAUGUUUGGUCAAAUCAAGGGAACUCAUGUAGAAAUAUAUUAAUUUUUAUUUAAUAUAGUUUUCAUUCUUAUGACAUUGUUGUUGAUGUUUUGUAUUUGUUUGUUUCUUUGUAGAUGGUUGAUAGUUGUGAUUUGUGUGAAGUCACCAUGAAGGUGAUCAGUGUUACCUCUGGUGAACUUGGAGCAUGUUAAAUUUAAGCCAUUCUUCUUUACUCAAUUGUACUUUAAAAACGUGCAGAUUUAUGUGCACUAAGAAGUACUGAGGAGAAUCUAAUGUGCCAUAUGUGUAACCUAGAUUCCAGUCAUAAUAUCCCUUAUACCGUAUAAGACGUUCAGUUUACUUGAGCCAAAUAAGUACGUGUACUUAAAAAAAGCAUCAAUCUAAGUAAGGUCAACUAAUUAGAUUUGACAGUGAUUAAAGAAUUCUAUUAAAUUGAGCUUUGACAUAUCAAAAUAUUUUGUUUACAAUAUUCUGUGGCAUUUCAAAUUGUAAUAAACAACUAGACUUUGAUGCAUCAUAUUUCCAUGUACUGCAUCUUGCUCUUGUUGUAACAGACUUCUCUGCCUCAGCCUCAGCUGUUCAGGUCUUUUAGACUCAUGAAAUUUCAUAAUGAGGGAAACAACAAAAAAGAGGUGCAGGCCAGCUUCACAUCAAAGGGGCAAAUCCUUUACCAAAUCUGCCCACAAACACGUUUACAUGAAAAGUCAAAACAUUCAUUUCACGUAUGCAUCUAAACCACCAUGUGCAUAUGUAUUUCUGUCCUACCAUUUUACUCUGCCACAGUAAUCCGGUUUCAUUCAGGAAACCAUUUUGUAAGCUAUGCAGAAUUGCUUAGAACCAUCUUGACUAGUGCAGAUCGAGUGUUGGGUGUGUCAAAUGAUCCUCUUAACAAAAUCCAUGCAAGAUGCUCAGUGAGACAGAGAGAGAGCUAUCACUCUCAUCAACAUUGUGUUCAAGGCAACAUACUUCUAUCAUGCUCCUUAAUGUAUACAACACAAAGGAGCACCAAUAAAACUGGAUGCAUCAUCUAACAGAAACUAGAAAGCAGAAAUUAAU